Messenger RNA from Brenthis ino (lesser marbled fritillary), 6744 nucleotides. Lineage: Eukaryota; Metazoa; Arthropoda; Insecta; Lepidoptera; Nymphalidae. The record is from the annotation of a GenBank genome assembly.
AUGGUGUUUAAUGACUGUUGGAGCCCGUCUUGUACGUCGACCUUAGCAUCAGGCGACAAGGAUGACACGAUGCCAGAAGCGGCCAAGCGCCACACCAUGCCGCCGCAGCCGGCGCCACGACCCACCACUAUAAAGGACAAGCUCAGACGGCGCUCGGGAGGCGCGGCCUCCGCGUCCUCCGCCUCCUCGCUGGAGGGCGAGUACUACGCCGAUACAAAGAAACCACCUCCCGGUGCCGUGAAGGUGAUGCCGACUGCUCCUGACAAGAAGAAGGAAGAGAAGUUAGCCGAACGAAAACCAGCGGAGAAUGGUACCGACACGACCAGUGAUCCUGGAAUCACGAACAAUAUUAUAGAAACGCCGAAAAAAUCAAAGGGAGGCUUCGGAUUAUUCGGUAAAAAAGAAAAAUCACCUAAAGAUGACAAAUCUAAAAAAGAGAAAUCUCCCAAGACGAAAGAUAAAUCUGAAAAAUCUCCCAAAGACAAGUCGCCGAAAGAUAAAGAUAAGAAACUUAAAGAUCCUAAAGCUAAAAUUGCGAUGCUCGACACGUCGAACGAUAGUUCCAACCUGGAUAGCUCUAUUGAUAAAACCCCUUCGAAAGUUGAAGAUAAACCGAGCUUUACUAAGCCAUAUGAAUACACUGAUACAGAGAAAAGCCCAACACGAAAACCGUUUAUUCAAGGGGCGUUUAGUUAUGAAAAAGAACCAAUUUCUGAUGAAAAACAAAGAGGUUUGGAUGAUAAUCAAAGUCCGGGAACUAGGAAAGCCGGGCUUGCCUUCAAUUAUGCUCCUGGAGAAGACAAAAGGGUUGCUGAAAGCGCUGAGAAGAGAAAGACGCCUGAAGACCCAAGCAAACUUAAGACACCUGGUAUCGAUUAUGUACAAUCAGCAGCUUUGAAAGAACAAGCCAAGACUCCCAGGUCAGACUUGAUUGAUCCAACACUAGCGUUGUUGGAUGCUGAAAGAGCUCACCAUGAAGCACCCAUUGCUAUAGCGCCGGUGCCAACUAAAGCCGAUAAUGAAAUCCAAGUUGUAAUAAUAACUGGUAGAUACAAUCCUAAGACUAAAAAGUUGGAUGACGCCAAUGGUACAGUUCUCGUAACAAAGGGAACACUGAACAAAGCCACCGGCAAGGUUCAAACUGAAAAAGAACUCAUCAAUACUAAAACUGGACAAGUUAAUUAUACUGAUCCUGCCACAGGUAAACAAGAAGUUAAAAAUGGACAUGUUGAUUCUAAGUCCGGCCAUAUAUUAUUUUCAUCUGGCGUUAUUGAUCCAAAGACUGGUAAAUUAGACCCCACAUUAGCGCAACAAUAUUGCUUCGUAGAAAAACUGAAUGACAAAGUUGGUGCUAAACCUGGCAGAGAAGUUGACCUUGUUGUAAUUACUGGUAAAUAUGAUGGAAAGCAUAAGAAAUUAGACGCGUCUCAUGGGCAUGUUGAGGUAUCUAGAGCCAUUGUUGCACCAGAUGGGACCGUUCAUUCGAAUUAUGGUCUAUUAGAUCCUCGCAAUGGUAGAAUUGAUUAUAUUGAUCCUAAGACGGGCAAACAGGAUCCUAAACAAGCGUAUGUUGAUUUGAAAACUGGCAACCUUCUCGUUACAACUGGCGUUUGUGAUCCCAAGUCCGGAAAAACCGACUCUUCACUAGGACAACAAUACAGCGUAGUCGAGAAAGACGCUACAAAAGCAAACAGAGAAGUAAGGUUAGUCGUCGUCACAAGCAAGUAUGAUUUGAAGAAUAAGAAACUGGAUCCGUCCUUUGCUCACGUUGAUUCCAUCAAGGGCGUACUGAGUGGAGCAGAUGGGAAAAUAUAUACUGAAUAUGGUGUUAUUGACCCUAGAACGGGUGAUAUCUCAGUGACUGAUCCCAAGACGGGUAAGCAAGAGGUCAAACGUGCUACAGUGGACCCGAAAACUGGAAAUAUUCUCUUAUUAUCAGGUGUUAUUGACCCCCGAACUGGACGGUUAGAUACAACGCUUGGUCAGCAAUAUAGUAUUGUAGAUAAACCUACAUCGACGUUUGCAACGUUACCAGGAAGAGAAGUCCAAGUUAUCGCUAUAACUGGAAAAUACGAUACUAAGAGCAAGAAACUAGAUAAUCCCAAUGGAUUCAUUGAAACAUCUCAAGCUAUAAUUAGUGACAAAGAUGGUAAGGUUCACUGCAACUUUGGUGUUAUGGAACCAAAUACUGGAAAAAUUUAUUAUACAGAUCCAAAAACUGGUAAAAGGGAUUCGAAACAAGCGACAAUCGAUCCUAAAACUGGUAGUUUCCUACUUACUUCAGGAGUUAUCGACCCAAAGACAGGAAAAACUGAUUCUUCUCUUGCUCAGCAAUUAGCUGUUGUUGAUAAAGAUGCUCCUAAAGGUAUUCCUGAAAGGCAUGUCAAUUUGGUCAUUGUCACAUCUAAAUAUGAUCUAAAGAAUAAGAAAUUGGAUCUAUCAAAUGCCCACGUUAAUACUAUUCCUGGAACAAUCGACGAUAAUGAUAAAGUACAUACUGAAUUGGGUGUCAUCGAUCCAGCUACCGGGCAAAUAACGGUGACAGAUCCUAUUACGGGCAAGAAAGAAAUAAAAAAGGCCACCGUGGAUGCCAAGACGGGUAAUAUGCUACUUACUUCAGGUGUCAUCGAUCCCAAUAGUGGCAUCAUUGAUCCCACAUUAGGCCAGCAAUACACGGUAGUUAACAAACCGAAGGAUACCUUUGCUACUGUGCCGGGCAAAGAAGUACAACUAGUGAUUAUAACCAGCAAAUAUGACCCCAAAUACAAACGACUUGACAACCCUAAUGGUCACAUUGAGACAUCUCGUGCUAUUGUUGCUCAUGAUGGAAGAAUUCAUUCAAACUUUGGUAUAUUAGAUCCUAGGACAGGAAAACUGGAACAAAUAGAUCCUGUGUCAGGUAAUACAGAAGUAAGAAAUGCUGUAGCUGAUCCUAAGACUGGUCAUCUCAUCUUAACAAGUGGUGUAAUUGAUUCGAAAACUGGAAAACUAGAUUCAUCGCUGGCUCAGCAAAUUAGUAUCGUUGAUAAGGAUGCAAAGCCCAUAGAAAGAGAAAUUCACUUAGUCAUUAUUACAACUAAAUAUGACCCAAGAUCAAAGAAGAUUGAUCCAAGCUUAGGUACAGUAGAAACUGUUAGUGGAACAGUUGGUCCAGACGGAAAGAUCCGCACAGAGUUUGGUACAGUCGAUCCAGCGACAGGAGAAAUUAUUAUUACUGAUCCAAAGACGGGCAAACAAGAAAUCAAAAAAUCUGUCAUAGAUCCGUCCACUGGUCACAUGUUGGUCACAAGUAACGUUGUUGAUCCGAAAACUGGAAAAGUUGAUCCAAUUCUAGCACAACAAUAUAGUAUUGUCAAUAAGCCUGUUGUGCCACAUGCGAAACCAGCUUCCAGAGGAGAAGUUCGUCUUGUUAUUAUAACUAGUAAAUUCGAUCCCAAAACUAAAACGGUUGACGCAGGGGCAGGCACUGUUGAUGCUGCCAAGGGAUAUGUUAGUGUUGAAGAUGGAAAAAUACAUACUGACUUCGGUAUUAUCGAUCCUAAAUCUGGUCAAGUACUUUAUAAAGAUCCUGUAACUGGCAAACAGGAAUUAAAACAGGCUGAAGUUGAUCCUAAGACAGGAAACAUUUUAGUCACUUCUUCGAUUAUUGACCCGAAGACCGGCAAAGUAGACCCCUCAUUCGCUCAACAAUUAGUGAUUGUUGAUAAGCAGAAUGUACUGUCUAACGUUGCGCCAGUAUCUCAAAGAGCUAGUUUACCUCCAGCUAGACAAACUCCUUCUCCUGUAAAAACUCCCACAACUACGCCAGUUCAAACACCAUUGCAAUCACCAGUACGUACAUCUGCACCCAUUGUAAGCCAAAUGCAAAAAGCAUCACCAAUCACUUCAGUUCGUGCGAUGACUCCAACUAAACCAACAACUGCACCUCCUCAGCCACCCAGGAAGAAGAUAGUUAAAAUCAUGGUUAUCUUUACCAGACUUGACCCUAAAACCAAAAAACCUGAUUUCCACACUGCAGAAGUUGAACAUCUUACCGGUGUACUUGAUCCCAACGGCUUAGUUGAAACUAAAUAUGGUGUUAUAGAUUCUAAAAGGGGUAGCAUUGCUCUAACUGAUUCUGCCGGUCAGAGGCAAACUAAAGAGGGAUUAAUUCUAAAUGAAACUGGACAAAUAUUUAUUAACUCAGGAGGCAUCGACCCUAAAACAGGAAAAAUAGAUUCUAAUAUUGGCAUGAUUGUCAGUAUUGCUAAGCAAGAUGAUCCUGUAGUCGAAAUUACAACUAUAACUGGCCCUGUUGAUGCUAGGACUGGUAGAAUUAACAUUGAAGAUGGUGUUGUUGAACACACUAAAGGAAAAGUUGACGCCGAGACUGGUAAUAUAUCAACCAAAUAUGGCGUGAUUGAUCCCUCCAAUGGAGUCAUAUUUGUAACCGACGUUUAUGGAGGUCAAGACGCUAAAACUAUUCAAAUAGAUGAAAAUAAUGGACAAAUAACUGUAAUCGGUGUUCUAGAUCCUAAGACUGGAAAAGUUGAUCCAAAGCUUGGGCAAGUACUUGUAGUUGGAAAUCAUAUCGAUCCAGUUGUUGAAGUUACAACAUUUGCAGGUAAAAUGGACUCUAAGAAAGGUAUCAUUGAGGCAAAGAAUUCUGUCAUUGAAAGCAGUACUGGUCAAAUUAAUCCAGAUAAUAAUAAAAUUGAUACUAAGUAUGGACAGAUAGAUCUUGUCAAAGGUACUGUUACGUACAACGAUCCUAAGACCGGUAGGUUUGAGAGCAAGGAUCUUAAAGUUGACCCAAUCACUGGUCAAUUCUUGUUACGCAGUGGACAAGUCAAUCCUAAAUCUGGAAAACCAGAUAAAGAUAUUGGCAGAUUGAUGUGUCUUAGAAUUAUCCAAACUAAGAUUGAUCCUGUUUCAGGCAAGCAUAUUGUUUCUAAUGAUCCGAAACACGUUAAAGUUGAUCCAAAAACAAAUCAAAUUUGGAUCGCUGGACCAAAAGAUCCCAAGAGUGGAGAAGUACUAUAUACAGCAGGUCAAAUUGAUCCAAACACAGGAUACAUCAUUACCAUUUACGGUCGAAUGGAUCCUAAAACUGGAACGAUCACUAGAGCGACAGACAUUGACAAAUCUCUUAUUAAAAUCGAUCCAGUUAAUGGACAAAUUUACACAGCAACUGGAGAUGUUGAUGAAAACAAUGAACCCCUUUAUUCAGCUUCUCAAGUUGACCCUGGAAGUGGCGAAAUUUAUACAAAAGUGGGCAAAAUCGACCCCCGAACUGGUAAACUUAUCAUUAUCAAAAUAUACAUUAUUACACAAAAAGAUGAGAAAGGCCGCGUUAAAGAACUUGAUCCCAAAGAAUGUACGAUUGACGAAACGACAGGUAGGAUAAUUACAACCAAGACCGUAUAUGUCUACCAGAUUAUCGAUCCAGUUACUGGCGAGACCAUUGAUGUCGACCCUGACGAUCCGAGACUUAAGGGAGCGCGCACAACUGUGACUCAGACUAUGACGUUAUCCGGAAAAAUAGAUCCUGUUACGGGAAGAAUAAAGACAGAAUACGGUGAUAUCGACCCUGACACGGGUGACAUAGACCCUAGCACUGCCGUACGGGACCCAGUAACUGGUCAGCUGAUAUUGCACUAUUCACAAAUCGAUCCAUCACACUUCGAAGAUAAGAGCGGAAAUUAUACAAUCGAAAAGGAGACUCACGAUUUACCGGCAAAUAUUGACAUCCAAACCGUAAAUACACAUAAAUUCUCAACUUUCGGCAAAGACGAGAGUCCAGCUCGGGGAGAUGAACCUAAGACGUUCACAGAGUAUACAACGAGCGAGCACAUUAAGCACCAAGGUUACGUUUCGUCCUCCACCCCCCUAUCCUCAAAGAUCCCGAUUUCACAGCGAUCCAAGAAAACCCCAACCCCGCCGGUGGUCGUCAAAACAACCACUAAGCAACUGCUCACGAAGAAUGACGAGGGAGUGACGCACAACGUAGAACAGGAGGUGGAAAAUCUGGGUACUGGUGAAGUCACCUUCUCGACCCAUACGAAUAAGGCGGAAAGCUUAGAGCCGAUGGAGGGGAAAAGUCCUUACGUGACCGCGAGGGCAGUGACCACCAGGACCGCGACCACCCUUCAUGAUUUGGACACAAAGGCAAAAACGCAGCAAAUGGAGGAAAAAACAGUCGCACACACACUGACGUCUUCCGCUACCAGGCAGGAGCAAAGGGUUCUGACCCAAGAAGUUAAAACCACCGUCACUACAGGAGAUAAGCUUACUAGGCGUGGCUCAGAGAGUUCUUUGAGCAGCGGCGACUCCGGCACUCCCAUAGACUUUGAAGAGGGCGCAGAGGGACAUUAUUAUGUCACUGAGCCGGGCUCGUACCGCACUACGACGAGCUCGACCGUGAUGGGCAACGCGCCUUUCGGCACUAUGGUGCACGGGGCUGCCGCAAGGAUGAGCACCGGCCCGCCGGCGCCCAGCCCGCCGCCCGAGGCCGAGGCGGCGGAGGGCGAGGUGGUGUCCUCGCAGACCAUCAGCUCCAAGACGCGCACCGUCGAGACCAUCACAUACAAAACGGAGCGCAACGGCGUGGUGGAGACGCGCGUGGAGCAGAAGAUCACCAUCCAGUCCGACGGCGACCCCAUCGACCACGACCGCGCGCUCGCUGAGGCCAUACAGGAAGCAACGGCCAUGAACCCUGACAUGACGGUUGAGAAGAUAGAGAUCCAACAACAGAGCACGCAGCCG